AUGGGCAACACGAAUAGCUCCCAUAAGAUAUCCGCUCAAGAUAGAGCCAUUCUUGAUUUGAAAAUCCAGAGGGACAAGCUCCGCCAAUAUCGAAAGCGUAUAACAGACCUCACCGAUCGCGAAACUGAGAUAGCAAAGGAAUGCCUGGCCCGGGAUGAUCGCAAACGCGCUCUCCUCGCUUUGCGCCGCAAGAAAUAUCAGGAGUCGCUCCUGAUCAAGUCCGAAAAGGAGCUCGACCAACUAGAACAGCUGAUUAACCAAGUUGAAUUCUCGCUCGUCCAGAAAGAUGUUCUCUUUGGGUUGCAGCAAGGCACGCAGGUACUACAGGCUAUCAACAAAGAGAUGGGGGGUAUCGAAGGAGUUGAAAAGCUGAUGGGUGAGACGGAAGAAGCACGAGCGUACCAAGAGGAGAUCAGUCAAAUGCUCUCGGGGAAUCUAUCCAACCAGGAUGAGGAUGAAGUUGAGGAUGAGUUGGCUGCAUUACAGCGGGAAACGCAGAGACUGCAGAACUUACCACAUGCGCCAAAAUCGAAACUCCCAGAAAGGUCAAACGAGGGAGAAAGCCAGGAAAUACAAUAUCAAGGUGGCAAAGCCAAGGCGCAACCCGCAAUUCCGGCUUAA
Molecule: messenger RNA, 621 nt
Organism: Aspergillus oryzae RIB40
Lineage: Eukaryota; Fungi; Ascomycota; Eurotiomycetes; Eurotiales; Aspergillaceae
Product: ESCRT-III subunit protein VPS20
Exons: 3
Coding region: 1-621 (206 amino acids)
Biological process (GO): late endosome to vacuole transport via multivesicular body sorting pathway; vesicle budding from membrane
Cellular component (GO): ESCRT III complex; multivesicular body
Source: RefSeq, a predicted model, not a curated record